Messenger RNA from Xyrichtys novacula (pearly razorfish), 5688 nucleotides. The record is from the annotation of a GenBank genome assembly. NCBI's taxonomy places the organism in Eukaryota, Metazoa, Chordata, Actinopteri, Labriformes, Labridae.
GUCAGUGCCAAACCUGAACCAGAAGAAGACAACGCGGCGGUUCCGUGUUCAAAACUACAAGAGACAAGACUGUAGGCGAGAGUUGCGGUCGGUACUUACUUGUUUUUCUUCUAAGGAAGGAGGAAAAAUACAUUUGCAAAAAGCCCAGAAUGUCAGAUGGGAAACCGUGUAAAGUGUGCAAUUUCACGCGACAGAAGUCAUAUGGGUUGGCAGUUCCGUCACUGGAGGAGCUGAAGGUAAAAGGUAAGUUAUCAUAGACGGUUUUUAACUUGUACACAGUGUUGUCAUUGGAGUAGAAAGUACAACAAUGUGGCUUCUGUUUAAAAUAGAGACUGUGCCUAAAAUGAGAUGAUUCAGAGGAUUCAGGCUAACCCACUCUAAGCUGUCAUCUUGAUUUAUUACUGGUCUAUUGUUAUUAUAACUAAGUAGCGGGUUGUUGUUUAAUAUACUGGUGCGUCACAAAUAUGCUCUAUGGAUCUUCAGGACUGUGAUCAGCCUGUAGCAGUACUGCCAUGAUGAUUUUACUGCACACUUUAGCUCACUUAUCUGUCAUGAUCGCAAAUGAGCUCUACGCGGCUACAUUUUCGUCGUGUUCUAACUUGCAGGGACUAAACUUGAGAAGUUAGGAAAGAAAGAUUUCCCUCCAGCUCUGCUCAUUCUUUGAAUACUAGUCACCAGGCGUUGCCCAGAUCAUUGCACUGCUUACGGUCUCUGUCCACUGGAGAUGCCUGCUUACAACGUGUAUUACAUAUGCAUAAGUGGGUUUUAACAAAGGCUGCAGUCGAAGGUAAACGUUUUUAAUGCCAAAAUGGAUCCUGAAUGGCAUAAAAAAGUAACCUCAGGCAGUUCUUUUACACAGUAAGCCACCAAGGUUGUGGGUGUGAAGCUGAAACUACUGUUGCACUUGAAAUUUGCUGAUUGUUGAGACACGUGAAGUGUACAGUUGCUCUUCUCCUACCCCAGGGUGCGAGUUUCUUGGUUUCAACCCCAGCGAACCAGUCACAGUGGUCCUGGAGGAUGAUGGGACGAUAGUAGCGGAUCAGGGCUACUUUCUGUGUUUACCCACAAACACAAAGUUCAUGCUGCUGCAUGAGAGAGAGGCAUGGUCUCCAGUCCGCAGGAGUAAGCAGAUCAUUUCUGUAUGAGAUUUAAACACAACAUAGAGUCCUGUGUUUAGGUACUGAAUUACUUCUUGUUGCAGUGGAUGGUGGCACCGCCUGGAUGGCCAGGGACUCUGUUUUGCUAGAGACUGACACGGUAGACACGUCAGGUUCUGCAGCACCAUGGUGGGACUUGGCUCAGCAGCUGAGGCAGGAUCUUACCAGCAUCAUCCUCAUGUCUGAAGCAGAUUUACAGGUAUUAACACUGUUUCUGGAAGCGUUUCCUGUCAUGACGUGUGAAAACAGAAAAAAAAGGCUUCAGUUGAAAACCACUUUACUUUGUGAAAAUAAUCUUACUUACUUGACUUCUGUGUUUAUUCCUGUAUUUUUUUCUGUUUCCCUUUUAAUGUCAGUGUCAGAUAAACACCAUCAGUAUUGUUCCUAAAUUUAAAGUAUAUUAUUACACUGCAGUGUUGAAUGCCUGAUUCUGAUCGGCCAGUUAUGUAUAUAAGAGAUCUGCUACUCCUUGAAAAGAGAGCACUGCUUGAAUGACCAGAGCUCUGCUAGGGCACAGCUAGAAUCACAGAUUUCAAAGGACUGUAAUAAAAGGAAGUCACAGAAAGACAUCUAGCACAUUCGAAGUUGGUCUGUUUGACUAUAUUUUAUGUUUGUUCCUUACUUACUGCUUUAAGUGUGAUUUGUAUCAUCUGUGUCAGUCCUUAGUGGAUGCCCCAGGUCCUGAACUAGCAUCUGCUCUAGGAUUCCAAGAGAAGAGGACGGCAGACCUCCAAGAGACACUGCAGAGGGUUCUGGACCGACGAGAAGAGGAGAGGCAAUCCAAGGAGUUGCUCCAGCUUUACCUCCAACAUGUGGAGAAAGAGGAUGAACAGCAAGGAGAGCAAAGUCAGCCUGGUCAGGAAGGUACAGAUGUAUCAAUAGAUGGAAAUCUCACUGUUGGAUUUGUGGAUCACGGCUUGCUUGCAUCAUAAAUAGACCAGAAAAUAUUUGCCUGUUUAGUGUACAUGAGUUAAAGACAAAGUCAACAUAUUAAGCUGUAAGGACUGGAAAUCUGAUUAAGAAACCUAAAAGACAUUCUUGAUGAAUACUUUCAGUUUUUUUCAGCUACAAUAACCAAUUUUAUCUAAACACAAAGGUCAAAUUUAAUUGGAUUUACCUGUAAAUUUACAGUGUUCAUUGAGGUAUAAGCUAGUGUGACUCAUUUUUUUUUCCAGAGCCUUGUAAUUCCUGGAUUGCGUUUAUCUAGAGAGCUGUGUGUGUCCCUUUUGGUCACUAGGUGGAAGCAGUGCUGCUGCUAAAUGAUGUCACUUGCUGUAGUGAUUUAUUACAAAUAUUCUUUCUUAUAACAAAUAAGGCUGAAAGUGAACCUUUUUGAUGUGACAGGGGCUGCAGCUGAAGAUGUGACAGAUGCAAUGGAGGUGGACUCUGCAUCCGGAUUUGUGUGCAGGACACUGAUGGUACUCAAAGGCAAAACAAGCCCAGAGACUAGACUUUCUACCGAGGACCUGCAGGUAAUCCACUGACAUUACUGAUCUGAGAGUGCCUCAAAACAUUCACACAUUCACAUAUACUAUUGGAGUUCAUCCAUGUGCAUAUGAAUUCACCAUACAUUACUGGAAAUGCCUCUGAAAAUUUAGUCUUUAGAAACUUUACAUAGUAAACGCAGUGCAACCUGAUUGAAACAGAGAAACAAAGGUGCAUUUACGUGUCUUAUCAAUGCGGGACUGCUCUUUCUCUGUGCUAUACAUUUAUUUAUUUCAAUAUCUAACUUUAUAAAUGAUGAAGAAAUGUGUAAAACUGCAAGUCUAGAGCCAACGUAGGCAAACUUAAUUAGAGACACUUAGAUAAUCCAAAGGCUUUAACAUUAUGUCUGCUUGUGUUUGUGUACUCAAGGGAGGUAAAAUGUCUGACAACUCAUUUGGUCUGAUACUCCAGCAACACUAACUCUAUUUUAAUUGUGUUUGUCUUUGUUUUAAUGUAACAAAACAUAAAAAAAUAGAGGAAGAGAAGGGUUAUAACUUGGUAAAGACAUUCAUUACAUCAGUAUGUAAAUGUGAGUUAAAGAAAAGAGUAAAAAGGCUUAUAGGUUCACCUACCCCUGCAUUUUCAGAUGGUUGUGAGCAGAGGAGUGGACUCAAUGGUACCUGUGCUAGGCUGGGACAGAACAAGGACAUCUGCCCUGCUGUCGGCCUGUGAAGCUGAGCUGACCAAACGUCUCCAGCAGGUUCAGGCUGUGCAAUCCAUCAGGAGCAACACACACCCGAACAGCAGCCAGGAGAACGAAGAGGAGAGUGCAGAAGCCCCAGCUGAAGGCAGCAACUAGGCUGAGACUUCACCUGAGCAGGGACCGAUAAGAAUGACACAGCCGGCUUCGGGGUCAGUGGAAUGGGAUUCCCCAUUGUGUUACUGAUGAUAUCCAUAAUACUGGAAUCUAUGAAUACUAACAAUGUUGAUUUUUCAACCACUGUGUUCAAUGUGAAAACCUUAAGCAUCAAGAGGGAACAGGGUGAUUACAUGUAUAUCAAAGGCAAGCUCACAUUUACUACUUGCAGUAAAUUUUUGUAGACUUUUUAUUUUUAUUUUGAUGGAGCCAAUAAACCUUUGAAAACAAAUACAUGUAUGAACAUAAAAUUGUUACAGACAAUCAUACACAUUUAAAACCAAAAACAAUUAGGAGAAAGAUGAUCUGUUUCUGUUUUAGAUAACAGUUGAAUGAGUCUGCGUCAAUUAAGUUUCAAUCUGGAGCAAGAGCUUGCUAGUGAAACAUAACAAUAUGCUAGCCUAGCUCUGUCAGGGGUCCAAUUCCCACCUGCCAAAGACCUCAUAUCCUCUAGUGGUCUCAUUAUCUCCUGGGCAACCUUAAAGGUCUGACUAGACCCCAGGAAGAACAGAUAAGUGAUAGCCCUGCACAUACCCCCAUGAAAAAUAUAACAAAAGAUAAGAUGUAUAGUAUUGACAUGAUGUCUUUAUCUUCUGUAGAACUAGGCAAGGUUCAGCUGUGCUCUUUAGUAGACUCAACUUCAGUUAGUUGAUGUCCAUGAAAGAAAUACCCUCCAGCAAAUAAGGAUGUCACCAGAAAGUGUCAUUUUUGCUGAUAGGUGUGAUUCAAAAUGUUUAUUUAAAAGCAGCCUCCACGUAUUGUUGUUUACAUUCUGCUCUGACUGAAAAACUCCAAUUUAAGACUGAGUGUGAAGAUCACUGUUCUUCAUUCAGAAACACCAGAUAAAACACAGGCAGGAAAAAUACUUUGAGAAACAUUGUGGAGCAUUAGUAUUUGAUUAGUGAAAAUGGUUAAAGACUGUGAACCAGGAAAAUAUAUUUUUUUACCUUUUCAGAAAUCCUUUUUCUCUUGCUGCCAUUCAUUCAGAAAAUGAUUCUUACCUGUGUGUUCUUAUUUGAUCAGCCAAGGUUGAUCCUCUCUCUUGUAACGUGCUCCAACUCGUUAUCAACCUGAGUAACUCCUGCGAAAAGAGAAAAAUCUAAUGCUGCUCUGCCAAAGCGUUUCAAUUUUUUCAAUUAGUUUUAGAAGGUGAUUGUAGACUCUUAGUGUCAAGAAAUUUAUAACUUAUAAUGGAAAUGCCAAAAUGUCUUAAAAAAGACAAGUUUCCCUUCAGGGCACUCAUAUUUGCAGGAAUACUCACAGACCCAAGAGAGACAUUUCAUUUCUAUUUUGUACCUGCUUUUUCAUGUCUCCACUGGUGUAAAACUCCUUUUCAACCUAUUCAUGUCAAAAAAAAAACAGCAAAAAUUGAGGAAGACAUGAAAUGUACACAAACAACUGCAUGCUGGAUCAUAAUGAGAGUAGAUUAAAGCUAUCUUUAUAAGUCGUCGAGUGUUUGAAUGCUACACUAACUCAUUGAUUAUUCUGACAAUGAAAAGACAAGACAAACUGUACAUCACUUCGACCAUGUAAGCCUCACUGAACUCAUCAUAAUGACAUUAUUGAUUAGUAUGAUUUUGAGAACCAAUCACAGAUCGUUUGUAGUUCAUGGUAUUGAAGUUAUGUAUCAUCCCUUUGGCAGUGUGAUGUAGGAUGGUGUAUGUAAUGUGUAUUUGUCCGUGUGACUCAUAGGUCAUGUAGGAAAUGGCCUGUUACAUGCCUGUCAUCAGGCAGAACAGUUUGCACGAAUGAGCAGAUUGAAAUUUUGUCGAAGGAUCAUAUUUUUGUAUUUGGAUGACAAUGACAAGUUGCUAUCAGCUUGUGCUCAGGUAUUAGAUAUCCAGCAAACUGGGGUAUUCAUCAAGAUUUCUUCUGUGCAAGGUAUCAUGAUGACAAAAAUUUUACACUUCAAGGUGUCACACCGUUUCACAACAAGGAACCUGUUGUGGAGUCUGCUGUUUUACAACCCACUGGAAAUGCCUGGACAGUUUUUACAUUGUACAUUUCUUUCAAACAAAUGUCAAGUCACACAUGACUUUACAGUGUGUGGUUUAAGGUACAGAUUUUGAAAAUGUUGUAUGGUGGUAUAAGGGAUUCUCUUAAUUAAACUGUUCAUCAGACAGUCAAAGCUGCUGUUGUUCUCACCUUUUUUAAUCACAGUAAAGCAAAUGGAUAUGUUUGAACAAGAAA